GAGAGCCCCGCCUCUACGUCGACAAGUAACCUAUGAAGCGCUGGAUCCCGGACGCAUGGCCAACGGAAACUGGGGAGGGCGGGCCAUCGCGAGGAGAGGCCCUAGACCUGGAGCAGACAGCCAGAUGCCACCCGCCGAGCGCGGAUCCCGACGCAGGCAAACUAUGUGGACCAUGGUGAGCUGGUUGGCCUUAGUGGCAGGGCUGGUGGCUGGAACACAGUGUCCAGAUGGUCAGUUCUGCCCUGUAGCCUGCUGCCUGGACCCAGGAGGAGCCAGUUACAGCUGCUGCAACCCUGUUCUGGACACAUGGCCUACAACAGUGAGCCAGCGUCUGGGCAACCCCUGCCAGGUCCAUGCCCACUGCUCUGCUGGCCACUCCUGCCUCCUCACAGUCUCGGGGACUUCCAGUUGCUGUCCCUUCCCCAAGGCUGUGUCAUGUGGGGAUGGCCUUCACUGCUGCCCCUGGGGCUUCCACUGUAGUGCUGAUGGGAGAUCCUGCUUCCAGAGAUCAGACAACCUCUUGGGUGCUGUCCAGUGCCCUGGUAGCCAGUUUGAAUGCCCUGACUCCUCCACCUGCUGCAUUAUGGUUGAUGGCUCCUGGGGAUGCUGCCCCAUGCCCCAGGCCUCUUGCUGUGAAGACAGAGUGCAUUGCUGUCCCCAUGGGGCCUCCUGUGACCUGGUUCACACCCGCUGCAUCACACCCACAGGCACCCAUCCCCUAGUAAAGAAGAUCCCUGCACAAAUGACCAAUGGGGCAGUGACUUUGCCUUCUUCUGUGGUGUGCCCUGAUGCACAUACCCAGUGUCCUGACGAUUCUACCUGCUGUGAGCUGCCCAGUGGGAAGUACGGCUGCUGCCCAAUGCCCAAUGCCAUCUGCUGCUCUGACCACCUGCACUGCUGCCCCCAAGACACUACAUGUGACCUGGUCCAGAGUAAGUGUGUCUCCAAGAACUACACUACGGACCUCCUGAUCAAGCUGCCUGGACGCCCAGUGCAGGAGGUGAAGUGUGACAUGGAGGUGAGCUGCCCAGAUGGAUACACCUGCUGCCGCCUCAAGACUGGGUCCUGGGGCUGCUGCCCAUUUAGCAAGGCUGUGUGUUGUGAGGAUCACAUACACUGCUGCCCAGCAGGGUUUCAGUGUCACACAGAGACAGGAACCUGUGAACAAGGGAUCCUCCAGGUGCCCUGGAUGAAGAAGAUCACAGCCGGUCUCAGCCUGCCAGACCCACAAGUCCUGGAGAGUGAUGUCCCUUGUGAUGACUUCACCAGCUGUCCCCCAGCUAAUACCUGCUGCCAACUCAGUUCUGGGGGUUGGGGCUGUUGUCCUGUCCCAGAGGCUGUCUGCUGCUCAGACCACCAGCACUGCUGCCCACAGGGCUACACCUGUACAACUGUGGGGUACUGUCGGAUGGGGAACAGGAUAGUGGCUGGCCUGGAAAAGAUGCCUGCGCGCCAGACAUCCCUGUCCCAAAUUAGAGACAUCGGUUGUGACCAGCACACCAGCUGCCCAGUAGGGCAGACCUGCUGUCGAAGCCUGAGGGAGGGCUGGGCCUGCUGCCAGUUGCCCCAUGCUGUGUGCUGUGAGGAUCAUCAGCACUGUUGCCCUGCUGGGUACACCUGCAACGUGAAGGCAAGGUCCUGUGAAAAGGAAGUGGACUCUAUUCAGGCUUCUGCCCACCUGGCCAGUCGCCCUACCUUGGGGGAUGUGGAGUGCGGGGCAGGACAUUACUGCCAUGAUAAUCAGACCUGCUGCAAAGACAGCCGAGGGGGCUGGGCCUGCUGUCCCUAUGUAAAGGGCAUCUGCUGUGCUGAUGGGCGCCACUGUUGCCCCAGUGGCUUCCACUGUGGAUCCAGGGGAACCAAGUGUAUUCGAAAGAAGAACCUGCACUGGGACACUGUUUUGAGGGAUCCAGCCCCAAGACAGCUCCUGUAAGGAGGGGCUGAGGACUGAAGAACACAGCCCUGGGGACCCCAUUCAGAGGGGUAUCCACCACUCAGGCUUCCCUUGCACCUCUUCACCCUGACCUACCCAUUCUGAGUUACCCCAUCACCAUGGGAGGUGGGCCCUCAAUUUAAGAGCUUUUAUGCAAAGAAGGCUGUGGCAAAAGCCCCAUUACAAACUGCCAUCCCAAUUUCUGUGGACCCUGUGGCCAGGUGCUCUCCCCUAUCCACAGGUAUUGUGUGAGCUUGUGUGUUGUGUGUGUUGAGUGUCUGCUCCAAUAAAGUUUGUACACUUUCUUAA
This is a messenger RNA of Nannospalax galili (Upper Galilee mountains blind mole rat), 2242 nucleotides long. RefSeq names its product granulin precursor (gene Grn). The record is from RefSeq and is a predicted model, not a curated record. Gene Ontology annotation, cellular component: extracellular region. The transcript has 13 exons. NCBI's taxonomy places the organism in Eukaryota, Metazoa, Chordata, Mammalia, Rodentia, Spalacidae. Gene Ontology annotation, biological process: regulation of inflammatory response. Bases 56 to 1933 code for a protein of 625 amino acids.